UAUUUUCAAUGGAAAGUAGCUAAAGCCUGCUCGAAAAGUAGCUAAAUGUCGCCAGAUGACGUCAUGCGUCAUUAGCAUAUUAAUGACGUCAUCGCGUCGUAUUUGCAUUCUGCCUAAUUUGUCGGUACUGUAGCCUACUUCAGUUUAUAAUAACGGUUAUCUCCCCUAAACCGUGCUCAUACUGUUUUUAUAUAAGUAUAUAGCCGAAAAACGGUCAAAUUAAAUGUUUUGAAUUAAAACAGAGGAGAAGGCAGCUGCUAUGUGAUCACUGAUUGGUUCCUGCUAACACAGCGUGCACAUGCGCAGCUCAUUCAUGUCUAUGUCCGCUGGCGUGGAGUCAACGGAAUGUGCUGCUCCUAUCAGCCGCUCACUGAACAGAGCAGACGCAGCGGGGAAGUAAGACCUCACGCUUGCAGUACUGGCGAUAUUUGGAAUUUGGAAAGUUGCUAAGGUUUGUCCAAAAAGUCGCUAGAUUUGUCGCUAGUCGCUUUUUUGAAAAAAUGUCGCUAAAGGGGUCUGAAAAGUCGCUAAAAAUAGCGACAAAGUCGCUAAGUUGGCAUCAAUGCUGAGAUAAUCACAGAACGCGUACACGACACGUCCGAUAGUGACACGUCCGAUUCGCGAACUAUGACUCCUUUGAACCAAUUCAUUUUAAUGAAUGGUUAAAACAACUGAUCUGUCCAACACUGAACUCACGAGACGUCUGCAUCGGUGUAUAACUGAUCGAUAACACUUUACAAAUACUGUUUUCACGAGCAUUCCUUACUGCAUUUUAAAGACUGACUGAUCAGAGCACACCCUGCAUUUUCUGCUGCACUUUUCUCCUUGGUUCCUUGUGCUUUCUACAGGGACCAGUUAAUUUAAUUUCUUACCCCCACGAAAAAAAAAAAACAUUGCAUUUUUCAAGUUUACACAGCAUCUCUUUCAUUAUUGUUUAACUGUUUUUUUUUUUUUUCUUCCUGAGAGUACUACAGGUUUUGUCUUUUCAGGCUCAACAGCUGUUACAUCGGGAGAACAUUCAAAGAUGCCGCGGAAAGGAAAGAUCUCAGGCUCAACAAAUUCGUUGGAGAAAGUUGGACCUGGAGGAUGAACAGACCAGACCCUCCAGGAUUAACAAGAUUGGACAAGCAUGCAUCAUUCAAGAUUCAGCUCCAUUUUGUGAUCGCCAACAGGCAGAAGAUGGUCAUGAGGCACCCAGAGUUUUAUCUGUGCAGGCUUCUCAUUGCCAGAAUGAUGCAAGCAUGUCAACUCCAUCUCCAACUGCAUUUUUGACUUGCAAGUGUGUUGCAACCAAGUUGAGCCAGCGAGCCCAGAGCUUCACCAAGGGACGGAAAAUAGAUAUUGGAAGAUUUAAAACGCAGUGUUUGAGUGCCCUUUCUGACGGGUCAAAAACCUAUUUAAAUAAAAAAGAUGGCUUUACCCGGGAGUUUGAGGAGGGGGUGAGCUAUGUACUCCAAAAACACACUAUAUCAAAUGCAUACGGACAGAUACAUUUGUUUGUGGGUCCUGGAACCCUGAAAUUCAAAAUGGUUCCAAUGGAGAUCACAGAGGAGGCAAUGAUGCAGGCCAAACAUGCCCUGUGUCCGGCUUCCCCACUGAUGAGUGGGGAAGAACAGGACAUCUUCUCUCAGGGUGGAUACCUCAGCCUCCAGGGAAAGAUCAUAGAAUUGUGUGGCACGAGGAUGACUAGAACCAACGUCCCCAUUCUGGACAUGCGGCUCCAGUGUGGAGGAAAGGCCUUUGACGUGUCGCUGUGGAGGGAUGAGGCGCUGACGGACCUCUACGUGGGUGACGAGGUGGUGCUCACACACCUUCGUCCCUGCAUUUUUAAGAACGGCCAGAGGAAAUUCCAGUCCUCGGCCUACACGUCUGUGCAGAUCCCUGAGGGCCAGGUUGAGGAAACUGAGGUAGACAUCAUUGGUGUCUCUGAGGUCAACGACACCUGCACAUUCCUCAGCAGUGAGUCGGAGGUAUUCAUUGUGCCGUCAACCGUCUUCUCUGGCAACCCAGACGACCUCAUCGACAGACUGCCAAUGAAACAUGUGCUGAAGCACCUUAACAGACGGGUCCUGCAGAUCCGCGAGAGGGAGAGCUCAGCAGAAUAGCCUGCUCCCUCAACCAUUUUUCUUAAUUUAUUUAAUUUGUUUGUGUUCUGAGAAAAUUAUUUAAUUGUUCUUGUUUAGUUUAUAUAGUUUGUUCCAAAAUAAAAUAUAA
Messenger RNA from Xyrauchen texanus (razorback sucker), 2214 nucleotides. RefSeq lists its product as uncharacterized. The transcript is spliced from 9 exons. NCBI's taxonomy places the organism in Eukaryota, Metazoa, Chordata, Actinopteri, Cypriniformes, Catostomidae. Bases 1242 to 2105 code for a protein of 287 amino acids. The record is from RefSeq and is a predicted model, not a curated record.